Molecule: messenger RNA, 1355 nt
Organism: Ruditapes philippinarum (Manila clam)
Lineage: Eukaryota; Metazoa; Mollusca; Bivalvia; Venerida; Veneridae
Product: DNA replication ATP-dependent helicase/nuclease DNA2-like
Exons: 12
Coding region: 1-1221 (406 amino acids)
Source: RefSeq, a predicted model, not a curated record
AUGUUCUCCGGCUGUAUACUCAGUGGAUUCUGGUUAGACAGUCAUAUAUCAGAAGGAGACACAGUCCAUAUCCUCGCAGAUUUUACAGACAAUGUUUGUCACAUCACUGACCAGUCUGGAUUGCUUAUUAUAAAUCCAGACCUUCUUCUGUCAGGAACUACAGUUGUAUCCAGUGUAUUUUGUAUGAGAAAAUCAAUACUGAAGGAAAAGUUUAAGGGUUGUGACAGUAGAAAUAUACAGAUGCUUUAUGGAAGUAUUAUUCAUGCUGUCUUUCAACAGGUGUUAAAGAAAAAGUUGAGCACAGCAGAAAGUAUUAUACAAGAAUCAACCACCAUUGUCAAACAACUUAGUAAUCUUCUAGAAAUGUAUGCUAAUCAAGUAACAGAGGAGAAGGUUAUGGAGGAGAUAAAGAAUUACAUACCUCAAAUGAUCUCAUGGCUCACACAAUAUACUAGAUUUGGGAGUAGCUUCACUGCCAAAAAACAGAGUGACUCAGACAUACUUGUAACCAAAGUUUGUGAUAUAGAAGAAAACAUGUGGUCUCCAAGAUUUGGUAUUAAAGGAAAGAUUGAUCUCACAGUUGAAGUUAAAAUUAAAAACGAGCCAGGUACAACCAUGCUGCCAUUAGAAUUGAAGACUGGUAGAACUUCCUACUCUGUGGAACAUAAAGGCCAGGUGACCCUUUACUCUAUGAUGUGUGGAGAUCGGAGAAAAGAUCCAAAGAAAGGCAUGCUGCUGUAUCUAAAAGAACCCAGUAUGAAAAUUAUACCUGCUGAUCACUUACACCAAAAAGGUCUGAUUCAGUUGCGUAAUGAAAUGGCGUAUUACAUAUCUAGACAAGUGAUAAAAUCAACAGAAGACAGUGAGCCGAAAACAUUUACUCUUGGCAGGUUGCCAGAUCCCAUUUCAAAUAUCCGAGCCUGUCAGAAAUGUCCUCAACUAAUAAAUUGCUCCAUUUAUCAGAGAAAAGUAGAAGGAAGACAAAGUGAUUCUAGUGGAAUGUCGGGAUUGGUUGAUGAAACUUUGGGACAUUUAACUUCGGAUCACAUGACAUAUUUCAUCCAAUGGUGUCUCAUGUUAGAUUUAGAAUCUCAACUUGGCCAAUCAAAGAAGACGUUAGCAGAUAUAUGGUGCAAAAGCUCGGUAAAACGGUAUGACUUUUUAAGUAAAAAUACAUAUAGGAUUAUUUCUUACAUGCAUUCUUCCAUAAAAAAUGUUUAAGUUUUUGUUCAUCAGAUUGAAUUUUAAUGAAAAAAUCUGUAAUGUUAUAGGCUGGUCCUGCGAUACAGGAAUAUAUUUUGAUAUGAACACUACUUGGGGAAACUAUAUUAAACAAGCACCCUGGCAAAUUUAAU